Helicoverpa armigera (cotton bollworm) is the source of this 6936-nucleotide messenger RNA. RefSeq lists its product as uncharacterized. The transcript has 6 exons. Lineage: Eukaryota; Metazoa; Arthropoda; Insecta; Lepidoptera; Noctuidae. The record is from RefSeq and is a predicted model, not a curated record. The coding region runs from base 5357 to 5698 and encodes 113 amino acids.
AGCCUAUUUGUGUAAUUUGUGAUCAAGGCACAUCUUUCCAAGCAGCCUUGAAAAGCUUUAGAGAGGACACUAAGCGUGAUCAAAUACUUUCAGAUCAAGAACCAGAUGGCUCAGUUACUAUCAGCGGCGUCAACCUGAGCAUUAUUUAUGACCCGUCACAUUUGAUUAAAGAAAUUAGAAAUAAUUUCUUGAAUAAGAACAUAGUCAUGGAUGGUAAAACAUCCAAGUGGACUGAUAUUGUGGAUGUCUAUGAAACUGACUGUAAACACACAAUCUAGACUCCUUCAUAUUCAAAUUCAAAUUCAAAUUCAAAUAAUUUAUUUGCUUAAAAUGCAGGUUACAUUAAAGGUGGAUAGGUAUUUAUUACAGUACCAGAUACAUUUUGUCGCUUUACGACAUGCAAAAGUUUUUAUACAGUCACAAAAAUUAUAACGUCAAUACAAUAAUACAACAAUUAACUCUAUCAACAAAUAACUUAGAUAGACACAGCAUGCAAAAUAUAUAUUUAUUUUUGUAACAAUUCCGAUACAGAAUAGAAAGACUUCUCUAUAAGCCACGUUUUAAGAAUGUUCCGAAACUUGUUGAAGGGCAAAUCUUUAAUCUUACUAGGAAUAGCAUUGUAUAUAAGUCCACACAUAACAUAACAAUUUUUUAAAUACAUUGUUGUUCUGGGUAUAUUACCUAAGACAAUUCUGUUUGGAUUUCUCGUGUUUCUAGGGUACAAGUCCUUGGCUGUUUUAAAGAGAUUAGGGUGUAGCUUUACAAACUUCGCUGCUUCCAGGAUAUACAUGCCGGCUAAUGUAAGAAUUCUAAACUUUUUAAAAAGUGGUUUGCAAGAUUCCCAAGGUGGUAUGCCAGCAAUGGCUCGAACACAUUUUUUUUGUGCAAGAAAAGCUUUCUGUACUUCCGUGGAGUUGCCCCAUAGUACCAGACCAUAAUUUAGGACAGAGAAGACGUAUCCGUAGUAUGCCGCUAGUACAGUUUGAAGUGUAGAAGUUUUGCGUAGUUUAUAAAGUACAUAAACAAAUCUAUUAAUUUUGUCACACACUUUUUCAACAUGAGCUUUCCAAUUAAGGUAUUUGUCUAAGGUGAUACCUAAAAAUGUUGUUUCAUUUACCUCUGAAAUCGGUUGAGAUAUGUAUUUAAUUUGCAAUUCUUUAUGUGGUCUACCGUAUGUGCUAAAUUGGAUAAAAUUUGUUUUAUUUAAGUUAACCUGUAAAUUAUUAUUGCUAAGCCAUUCUAUAAUAGAAUUUAUGGAAUUAUUUAUGUCAGAAGUAUAUGUGUCAAUUUCGGAUUUUUUAUCACAUGUCACAAUUAAAGAAAUAUCGUCAGCAAAUAAAAUGGUAGAUUUCGAUGUUAUGUCUGGAAGAUCAUUAAUAUAUGUCAAAAAUAGUAGUGGACCUAGGAUGCUACCUUGUGGGACACCACAAUUAUUUACCAUAGGAGUAGACUUAUAUGGGCGGAGUUCUUUAGUUUCAUCGAUAUUUACUAUUUCAACGUAUUGUCUCCUAUCUGAUAAAUAAGUCUGUAACCACCUUAACGCGGGUCCUCUAAUACCAUAUUUAUUAAGUUUUUCUAAUAGUAGUUUAUGGGAUACACAAUCGAACGCUUUAGACAUGUCAAAAAAAAUAACUGUGACCAAUUUACCAGUAUCUAGAUUCUUAACCACGGUGCUCACUAGAUCAAAACAGGCUAAAGUUGUAGAUUUACCCUUCUGAAAUCCGUACUGUUCAUUACGUAAAAUUUUAUGUUUCUGAAAGAAGCUUAUCAGGCGUCUAUGCAUCGCUGAUUCAAAUAUUUUUGAAAUGAUUGGGACCAGUGCUAUGGGUCUAUAAUUACCUAGGUUAUCCUUAUCCCCUUUUUUAUAUAAAGGCUUUACUAUUGAAAGUUUGAGUGGACUAGGGAAACAACCAUUUAUAAAUGAUAAGUUAAUUAAGUGAGUUAGUAACGGCGUGAUUUCAACGGAACAGGCCUUGAGUAUAUUUGUUGCUACUCCGUCAUAGCCUUCAGCACUGGUGUUAUUCAAGGACAUUAUAAUUUUGUGAAUUUCCUCACAACUACAUGGAUGUAAAAAGAUGCUGCUAUCCAUGUUAGUUUUACACGUAUUGAAUAGAGAGUUAUUAGUAGUUGAUACAUUAAUAAAAUAUUGAUUAAAUGUUUCAGCUAUUUCAUAUGGGUCACUUAUCAACAAGCUUUCUUUUUUAAUGCUAGCGAUGAUCUCUACCUGUUUAUUGGCUUCUGAUGCAUGUUUUAUUAUUUGCCAUGAUGUCUUGCAGACAUUUUUUGCUUUAGUUAUCUUGUCAAAAUUACGGAUUCUUAUUGAUUGGUCGAUACAUUUACGUAAGAGUUUCGAAUAUGUUUUGUAUUUGAUUUUGUUUGUUGUGCAUUUAUCCAUAUAAUAUUUGUAGCGUAACGAGCGUUUUGUUUUGCAACUAAGUUUUAGACCUUUAGUAAUCCAUUUAGAUUUACGAACCUUAUUGGAUCUUUUGAUUCUGGUUGUAGGAAAACACAGGUUAUAAAACAAUGUGAAGGUCUCAUGAAAUAAUUGAAAUGCCGAUUCAAUAUUUUCUGCUUCAUGUACCUCGAGAAAUGAUAGACUACGCAGACAUUCCCUGAAUUUAUGUAAAUACUCUACGUUAUAAUGUCUUUUAUUAAUAAAGUACUCCAAUAGUGGCGUUUCUUUGUUUAUUGCAGGAAUAUUAAGCAAUUGAGCAGUGUUGUGGUCUGAGAUAUCUAAAUGUAAUAGUUCACCUGUAGCAUACGCCAUAUUACUUAUAAUGUGAUCAAUGCAGGACUUUUUACGGGUGGGUUUUGUUAUGUGCAAGUGUAAGUUAUAGUUCUUUGCAAGAUCUACUAAAAUCUUAGAUUCUUUAUUGUUCGUUUGUAUAGUGUCGAUAUUUAGAUCGCCAGCCAAUACGAGUUUUUUACUAUGCCUGUAAGUAAUUUUAUGCAAUAAGGUUGUGAGUUUCGCAAUAAAUAGGUUAAAGUCAGAGUCAGGUGUUCGAUAUAAGCAAAUUAUAAACAUAUUUUGGGAUAUUAGAUCAAUAGCACAACAUUCGAAAUGCUUGUCUAUGGAAUACUCAUUGUUAUAGUUUAGUUCUUUAUACUGUAAUCCUCGUUUAAUUAAAAUACAUACUCCCCCCCGUUUUUGUUUUGCUUGUCUACUAUAUGACGUUGCUAGGGAGUAACCCGACACAUUGGCCAUUUGUUCAUGACCUCUUUGAAUGAAUGUCUCAGUUAGACACAAAAUGUCCACUUCUUUUCCCUUAUCUAACAGUUCAUUUAAGUGAAUUUCUAGCAAGUGACGCUUACUAAACAAACCAGCAAUAUUUUGGUGUAGAAUUCUUACAUAUGUUUCAUUUGUUUUGUUAUUUACGAAAAAAUACAUUAUUUAAAGCAGGUUCUUGGAUAGCAGGCGUUGGUUCAGUUUGAGUGCAUUGGUCAAUCGUAAGACUGUUGUUUUUGUUCAAACCUGAGCAAGAAGCAUCAAGGGAGGUAUCCUUUAUAUGUACACUUUUCCGUCCUAAACAUGUUCUGUACACAGAGUUGCUAGUGGAAACCAAAAAUCUUUGAUUAUAAUCGGUUUGAUCAAGUAUAUAAUUUAUUCUCUUACAUAAAUCAUAGAAAAUAUCAUGAGAGUUCUCAUAAUCAAUGUCAACGUAAGUACAUCGUGUAUAUUGCUUACAAAUUAGUCGUAACAUAGUAUUUAAUUUAUAUUGAUUCAUAUACCUAUUUCUGUAAACCUUUAGAACUAGAACAUGACAUUUUAUGAUCUUCAUGACUGAACAAAGUUCAGCUGACACGUGAAAGGGAUUAGAGUCAUUUUGCCCUAUAAAUAAUAUAACUCUAUCCUGUUCUGUUAUGUCGAAAAGUUUAACACUGUUGAGUAUUUCUUCUGUACUGGCUUGAGUUUUAACGAUUGAUAUAAAUUGAUAUUGCGAAUAGGGAUUUCGAGUUCUUGAUGAGAUGAGAUGUUUUGUCAAUCCUGAACAUUGUUGCCCUCCGAAGAUAAAUACUUUGUUUAUUUUUUCCUGCUCGGAUUUUGCAUAAGUAGUGGAGUUUGUGCUGUACUUCUUUUGUUGACACGUUGGUAAGGCAAUUCCAUGUUUUGGUACAGAAGCUUGUGAACUCGCGAUGCAAAGCUCAUCUUUGGGACCUUCUUCGAAUCGUUUAUUUAUGGUGGGCGCUAUGUUCAUUGCGUGUUGGUGAUAUGCUGCUGAUGUUGAUGCGCUGUUUUGGGAGGCUGCUUUUAGAAAAGCCUCUUUUUCACUAGCCUGAUGUUGAGUCCCUGAGGUGGGUUGAAUUUCUGGCAUACCGGUUGUAUUUUGUGUUUCAAGUGGAGGGAUUGUAAAAGAAUCUGUAAGUCGUCUUUUGGCAUUAUUUUUUUUGGUAGAAGACUGAGAAUUGCGUAGUGAUGAUAAUGGGCUUCUGCAAAUCUGUUUCAAUAUCUCGAUUUCCUGUGAUAGCUGAGAUAUUUGUUUUUUUAAAUCUGUGUUCUCAAGUAUUAAGUUUUCUAGUUCAUUUUGUGUAGAAUGUAAGCUGGACUUCAAACUAUUAAUUUCUGUUUUCAUUUCUUCUCUGUCCAGAGCUGUCAUGUGCGUAGAUACAUCUAGACUUUUACCCAAUAGAUCGUCUGAGUAUGAAGAGUUAAGGGAUGCGCUCAUAUCUAUUUUAUCAAGUGACUUAUGUUUUCGCAAUGGUUUUCUAAAAGUUAUAUUAUUUGUGUCUUCCAUCGUCUAGCGCCCUCUAUGCGUACAGCACUAAAUUAGUAUCGUGUUUAUUGAUCUACGACUGACGCGGUUGUUACAGUUUCCGCUAUUUGGCAACAGAUGUCACUUAAGGUGCAGGUAUCGAAAUUAAUUAGUGACUGUAAUGUAAUUAGUCAAGUGAUGUCGUAGCUAAGCUAUUCGCCAACAGAUGUCGCUUGCCAAUUGUAAGAGGUAAGUAUAUCAACGAAACCUCUACCGUCUUUUAGUAGAAUGUGUCGAAUUUCCAAAUUACUGCAGAAGAUUUACAUAAGUCUAGCACAGUACAAUCACGGCUGGUGCGUAUAUGAUUUUCAUUUAUUAUUUAUGAAUAUCAAUUAAAAGUACAUACGGAAUUUAGAAGACUUGUGUUUCUGUAGGUCAAUUUUAACACUUGUUAUAACUUCAGUCUCGGGCUUGAUUAUGUGGAGAUAACGUUUGUACACAAACUACGGUUUAUAAUUGACACUUUUAUACACACAAUAUCACUUUUACUGCACAAAUUUAAUUUUAAAGAAUUAUUGAACAGAGAGUUGACAGUGGACAAUGUUUACUUGCGCGCACCCUCAAAAUUGAAUGACCAACAUGUCAUUCCUGAAAAAAUCAAGACGAUGAAAGUCAAGAAUUGUGUCAGUGCUGAGUUCAACAGUAUCUGCAGCUUUGUCCUAUACAGCUCAAUUUUGAUAGAGCGAAGUGGAAGAAGAAGAUUCGGAAAGCGGACCCCGUCACAAGACGGGAUAAACGCUAAGAAGAAGAAGAAGACCAAUAUCGGAAACAAAAUCGAUACCUACACAUGCGUCACACUAUGCGGAUGGCAGGCCUGUCAGUGGCACGAUAAAAAUACUGCUGAAACAGUACUGUUUUUCGACAGACUUUUUGAUAGCGUGAAUGGAGCAGGAUCUGCAAAGGGAGCCAGAGGAAAAUUAAGAACUGCAGUGACAAAAAAAUGGUGACUCUCUCAUCCAGUGACUAUCUCAUCCAGUGACUCUCUCAUCCAGUGACUCUCUCAUCCAGUGACUAUCUCAUCCAGUGACUCUCUCAUCCAGUGACUUUCUCAUGCAGUGACAUUUACCAGUGACGUUUUAUGUAAUCAUUUGUGUUUUACUGCAGAAAAUUCUAAUAUACCUAAUAUUUGGAAAUUUGACCUUUUAUUCCAAAUCACCUAACUCUCUAACAGGACGUUACGGCAACUACCCUUAAGAAGAAUAUGUAAGUCAUCGUAUAGCCCUUAUGGCAUACUUUUAAGACGGCCCCUAAAAUGGGUGGCUGCACCCAGUGUAAAACACUAGUAUAGUUAUUAAGCUGAGUUGUUAUUAAUAACAAACUAGGUCUCGCUUACUAACAACUUAAAAUGAUUGUGCAACAAUGUAUGUGCCACCUAUGUUGAAUGUAAGACAAAUAUAUUUUCUGCUGAUAUAGUGUCUACCUACUUACCUUUGAACAAUAAGCCUUUCACACAUUGUAAAAGGCACUGAUUUAAAUAGCGUUAGCCUUUGUCAGAUAACCACUCGCCAUACAAGUAGCUAUAAUCACGUACGUCAAAUAUUUUUUGACUAUCAUCAUGGGCAAAACAUACGGCAAAGAAGAAGCUGUGAUCGCCCAAAAUAACGCGAUAGAAUCAAAAGUGACGAGAUACGAGAUCGGUUUCGCAGUCAUGGCAACCGCAGUAGUCCUCAUCGCAGUGUUAAUAUCGUGUCGUCAUUUCCGAAACCGCGUUAAGAAACUUGUGCAUAAAGAAAUAGUGAACACAGCUGGUGUUGUGACCACGUUGCCUGGGCGCAUAGAAGCUCGUACGAUGACGCAGCAGCCACCGCAGGCUAGCUACGCGUAGGAGGUCCGCCCAAUACAAAAUGUUAUUGUUCUGUUAUGGCCAGUGCUUAUCGCAAUAUGUAAUAGAAUACCUUCCCUGCAAUGUAAUGUUUAUGAUUUUUGUAUCUUACUUUGUAUUGUAAUUGUAUUUACUUUGUGUUGUGUGUAGUAAGUAAGAUAUAUUUUGUUGUGUUUUAAGAAAAUUUGUGACAAAUUUUGGGGGGGAGUACUGUAGGGACACAUGUAAGUAUGUAUGGCAGAGUGCAAGGCAAGCAAAAACUUGUGUGAGCGUGAAGUAUGCGAGGCACGGACAGUUACUGCGCACUGGUCCGAGUGAACAGUUCUAUCUGGGGGUUUACGCGAAAUAUAUCCGGUAUCCGAA